This is a messenger RNA of Hypomesus transpacificus, 1484 nucleotides long. Its product is annotated as transmembrane protein 88-like. The record is from RefSeq and is a predicted model, not a curated record. Bases 527 to 1210 code for a protein of 227 amino acids. Lineage: Eukaryota; Metazoa; Chordata; Actinopteri; Osmeriformes; Osmeridae. The transcript has 3 exons. Gene Ontology annotation, molecular function: PDZ domain binding. Gene Ontology annotation, cellular component: plasma membrane.
CAAACCCUCCAGUACCACCGCAGCCCAGCGAGACAGGACACACACACACACACACAAACAGAGAGAGAGGCUGGAGCAAAGAGCAAGGAAACAGCUCGACAGGAAAGGAAGAGCGAGAGAUCAGGCCGAGAUAGGAAGGAAGGAGGGAAGAGGAAGGGUAACGUUGGUUCUGAGCUGGGCUGUUUCCCCUUCACAGCAGAGAGUCAGGGGGGCUGGCAGCAGCUGUGUUCUCCCAGGUCCUGGUCGAUACGUGGGUCUCUGUCUGCUCGAGCCACCGGUACGACGUCAGGAAACGGCGCUUCUGCUGCAUCAGCGUCGGGAUCUGGACCUCCAGCCUUCAUGUUCGUCCUCUGACCCUUACUCUGGAGAGUCACACUAAGCUUAGUCACAACCAGAAAAAGCCUAAGAGGUUUUCUGGUCCACACAUACACAAACUCCUAGCUGUUGGGGCGUGGAGACUAUACUUUCUCUUCUCACAGGACGGGGAUCUCAACACAAGGACCUCGCAGAACCCCCGGGAGAGAGAAUGAGCCUCCUGCGGAACGGCACCCUGGAGAAGAGCGUCACCCAGCAGCCUCACGCCGACCCUGGGGAUGCCGACGCCUCGCUGACCCCCCACCUCCAGAACAGCAGCUCCCUCAGCUCAGUGAUCCCUGGGUCCCCUGGAGGGGGCACAGGGGGAGUCGCGCCUCCCCCCUACCUGCUGGGGGGCAGCCUGGCAGGGGGGGGCAUCCCGGCGGGGGGAGGCGAUGCGCCCCUGGAGCUCCGAGCCUCCCUGGACUGCUGGGCCUGUUCGGUGCUGGUGACGGCACAGAACCUGGUCGUGGCCGUGAUCAACGCUGGAUUGGCCGGCGUUGUGUUCGGCGCCAUCCUUACUCCGGCGCUCGUCAUGAUCGUGUUUGGCUUCCUGUGUCACUCCACGGUGCGCCCCCACGGUACCUCUCUGUACUGCUCUGACCUCCUGGAGGACGGGGGCUGUGUGGCCCUGCUGGUGGUAGGCUUCCUCCUCCUCACCCCCCUGCUGGUCCUGGCCCUGGCCGCCUACUGCCGCCUGGCCCGCCACCUCCAGCUGGGCCUCUGCUUCAUCCCCUACAGCCGUGCCGUCUACAAGAACCUGCCCGCCUCGCACCACCGAGGCCUGGGCGCAGGGAGCUGCUGUGGCCAGCAGGGGGCGACGGAGGUGGAGGGAAAAGGCAGCGUUUGGGUGUGAGAUUAUGAGGGAGGAAUGGGGUGUUUGGAAUGUUUUUGGUUGGUUGGUUGGUUGGUUGGUUGAAAAGUUAAAGGGUGGUUAAAAGUGACAGGUAACUGAGGAUGUGCCUAGAAAGAAAAUGUCUAUGGUUGCUGUCAUUACAAAUCCUCUGCUACAUGACUAAACAUCUCUGUAACAUACACUGUAAGUCUUUUUUAGUAUGUUUUUUUUAAUCAUUCUCUUUUGUACUAUAUGAUUAAAUGUUCAAUAAAUUGCUAUCUUUGAACUGCUAAAA